Molecule: messenger RNA, 381 nt
Organism: Sphenostylis stenocarpa
Lineage: Eukaryota; Viridiplantae; Streptophyta; Magnoliopsida; Fabales; Fabaceae
Source: the annotation of a GenBank genome assembly
AAUGAAGUUAAGGAAGCAGAAGAAGUUAAGGAGGAUGGAGAAGAAGUUAGGGAAGGAGAAAAAGUGAAGAAUGAAGAACAAGUUAGGGAAGGAGAAGAAGUUAAGGAUGGAGAACAAGUUAGGGAAGGAGAAGAAGAAGUUAAGGAUGGAGAAGUAGUUUGGGAUGGGGAAGAAGUGAAGGAAGGAGAAGAAGUUAAGGAAGAAGAAGAAGAAGUUUUGGAUGGAGAAGAAGUUAAGGGUAAAGAAGAAAGUAUGGAUGGGGAAGAAGUUUGGGAUGGAGAAGAAGUUAAGGAUGGAGAAGAAGUUUGGGAUGGAGGAGAAGUUUGGAAUGGAGGAGAAGAACCGAAGUAUGGAGAAGAAGUUAAGGAAGAAGAAGUUUAG